Messenger RNA from Anopheles moucheti, 3974 nucleotides. RefSeq names its product monocarboxylate transporter 8-like. The coding region runs from base 1 to 2814 and encodes 937 amino acids. Lineage: Eukaryota; Metazoa; Arthropoda; Insecta; Diptera; Culicidae. The transcript has 6 exons. Gene Ontology annotation, biological process: transmembrane transport. The record is from RefSeq and is a predicted model, not a curated record. Gene Ontology annotation, molecular function: monocarboxylic acid transmembrane transporter activity.
AUGCGCAUACUAUUCCAAAACGAGCCGGUGUACGGGAACUACGAGGAUUCGGGUGUCGCCACCAGUGCCGACGCGCACUCGCUCGUGUUCGAUGAACCGAUCACACCGCCACCGGUCGGUGGCAAUGCACCCGGCGGUACCGUCCACUCGAAGGUAAAAGGCACGCAGGAACGCGGCACACCGCUCGGUGAGCUGGAGGCACUGGCGAAGGCACUCGCGCAAGCACAAGGAGCAAAGCUGGUUAAGCUGGCACCCGGUGGUACCGAACCCAAACCGAAGCGAACGCGAAGACGCACCAACAAACCGAACGGAGGUGAUACAGCGGUGCGGGAAAACAAACCACCAAACGGAGUGGAUGGCGACGAAGAAGAGGACGACGAAGAAGAGGAGGAAGAGGAGGACGAAGAAGAGGAAGAGGAAGAGGAAGAAGAGGAAGUGGAUCCGGAGCAUGGGGAGGGCGGGGAGGAUGGGUUGGGUGGGGAUGGGCAUUCGCCGACAUUGCCCCAUCUGAUGCACCACCGGCAUCACCAUCAUCUGCCGCACCAGCAGCGUGCGUCCAGCCGCAUGUCCAACACCAGCACCAGCACGAUCAAGCAGCACUAUUAUCCGGAGGGUGGCUGGGGCUGGAUCAUCGUGCUGGUCGGCGUACUGAUCCACAUCCUGACGCACGGUCUCCAAACGGCGGUUGGGGUGCUAAUUCUCGCGGCCGGACGCGCCUACCGCAUCGAGUCAAUCAUCUUCACAGGAUGGUUGGGCGCACUGUCGACAGCGGUAGCACUCUUCAUAUCACCCAUCACUAUCGCGGUAUGCAAACGCAAGUCAACGCGACUCACCGCCGUCAUCGGUGGACUGGUGACCGCGCUAGGCUGCCUCUUCACAUCCUUCGCAUCACAGUUUCACCAGCUGUUCUUCAGCUACGGUGCCGUCGUGGGUGUCGGUGUUGGGAUGACGCGCGACUGCUCCACCCUGAUGGUGGCCCAGUACUUCAAGAAGCGGCGCGAAUUCGUCGAGAUAUUUAUCGUGUCUGGCAGUGGGCUCGGUAUUGCCGUCAUGUCGAGCUUCAUCAAGUCGGCGAUCGAUGCGAUCGGGUGGCGGCUGGGACUGCAGGCCGUCACCGGUACCGUGUUCAUCACCUUCAUCCUCGGCACCUGCUACCGUUCCGCGUCGCUCUACCAUCCGCAGCGGCGCGCGAUCUUACACCUGAAGAACCAGAAGCGUAAGAUCAAGGACAAGAACAAGCACGACGAUCGGCCACCGUUCUUUGACUUUAGCACGCUGCGCAGCAAAACCGUACGCAUACUACUCGCAUCGACCGGCAUUGGUGCGUUCGGUAUCAACACACCCAUCUUCUACUUGGCACACGAAGUGCAGAAGGAUGGCAUCGGCGAUAAAGUGAUGAUCUUGCAGAUCUACCUCGGACUGGCCUGGACACUCGGGUGUACCGCGUUCGGGUUGCUGGUCGUCCGGAACAGCGUCGAAUGUCGCAUCGCACGCCAAUACCUCUGCCAAACCGCCAUCUUCAUGUGUGGCGUGUGCAUUCUCGCACUUACCGCUGUGCACGGUAACUACCACGGGUACGUGAUGUUCGUCUGGAUAUACGGUAUCUUUUGCGGCGGCUAUCACUACUCACUCAAGAUGUACACCUACGAGAAGGUGCGGGCACGCAACUUUGCCCGCGCCUGGGGUUUCGUCCAGUUUGCCCAGGCAAUACCGAUCGCACUCGGCGUACCCAUCUCCGGCUACAUGAACGACAGCGGAUCCGGCACCGCCGGGUACUACUUCAGCUCAGGCUGUGCCAUCGUCGGGAGUGUGCUGAUGUUUCUGAUCGAUUUGCACCGGCGUUCUGUGUCGCGCCACAAACACACAAGGGCGAACGGUACACGCCACUUGUGCGUCUCGGAAACCUGUCCCCAGCGCCGCAAACUCUCCUUCUCGCAAGAGCCAGACAACGAACCGGGCAUUAUCACCGGCAACACGGCGAUGAUGAUCGGUCCAGAGCUGCUCAUACCGCCACUCAGCGACGGUAUCGUAGAGCCGAUCAACGGACUAGACAAGCCAGAGCUCACCUGCAUCUCCGAGGAGGGAAUCGCCGACAUGGAUCUGCCAGAUAACUUGCUGGAUGAUCUGGACUACGUCGGUGAUUGCAUUACCUCGUGCAACAAGGUGGAAAACUAUCUCAUGCUGAGCGAGUUCGAGAACAACCUCAGUGCCGAAGUUCCUAUCCUGCUGGACAAGCGGGGCCGCCGGUUAUCCCUCUCCAAGACGAAGGCACUGCUCGGGGCGGGUGCCGGUGGUGCAUUGUUGGCAACCGGUACCCAGCACCAUCCCGAGUGUCCCAUCGAACACUCGCUCGGUCAGGCCGCCCUAGCGGCUGCCCAUCCCGGUGACGCGAACGGUCUCGCCCUGCUGCAUCAUCCCCACCAGCCACACCACAAUCAGCAUCAUCAUCCCCAUCACCACCAUCACCACCAUCAUCCCCAUCAUCUGCAUACCCAGCAGCCGCAACCGGUGAAUGGUGAUCUCGGGAAGAAUGUGUCACCGCUGGUCACGAAAUCGGACUCCGCUCCACAGAACACGAUCGGUGGUGGAGGCACCGGCGGAGGAAGGGGCGGUGGCGAAGGUGGCAAGCAGCCGGCCGGUAAUGGGAGUGGAAGCAGCAGCAGUAGUAGUGGUGGUGGUAGUAGUACCGUCACCACCACCAACACUCUCCAGCCUCAGCAGCACUGCAGACUGAACAGCAAAUGGCGCCCGAGCCAACAGGUCGGGUUUCUCAACAACCGCGUUAUAUCUGUGAUCGAUGAAGCCUCAGUUUAGGAAGUGUGUGUGUGUGUAUGUUUGGGUGACAAGCGGGACACCAUAAUAGGGAUAUAGAGCUAUAGAGAAAGGGUGCGUUACGGCUGGCAGAAAACGCGCAGUAACAGUCACAGUACGGUAAAAUAAUAGAUGAUCGCCGGCCAGGAGUACUCCCAAAAUUUUCACUAUUGUACAUAGUACUUAUUGGUAGUUUAUCGAUGUAUACCUGCUAGCAUGCUGCACGUUUGUACGUUACGUUACGUUACGUUAAUGCGUUAUUUACUUCAGUUACUUAGCCUUAGCGAAAGUUGUUUACAUGGCACCGUUCACUUCUGUAGAGAACAAUUGACUGAUUGAUUUUGAGUGUUUUUUUGUUUUUGUUUUUGUGUUUUAGUCCUAUUAUUUUACGUUUGUUGUAGGUCUCCAUGAGUUUGUUUUACUUUCCGCCCAUAAAAAGGUUCUGUUACAUUUUCGUUCCCUCACACUAUCUCUCAUACACGUACUCUCUCUUUCUCUCUCACAUACUCCUCUCUGUCUCUCUCUCUCUCUUUCUAUCGAUCAAUAAGAUGAUCCUUUUUAGAAGCCAUAAUUGAAUUUCUGAGAUUUUCUCUUCGUAUUCUUACCAGCACUCUAACCUUCAUCUAGCCCUUCUACCCCUCCUACUCCCGCUCCCGAUCACCCUUCCCACUGAUCUACCAAAUUCCAAAAUAAAUUUGUCACAUUUCUUCACAAAAUUAACCAAAAGAUGCUAGCAAUCUAAUACGAACACAAACGUAGCAAGGGCGAUUGAGCAAGUAUAGAAUUGUGCACAAAAUAAAAUAAUUAUACUACUAAUAACCGAAACGCUGCCAAUCCAUCCCUCCCCACUCGAAUGAUCGUGUGUAAGAUAAAUGAUAUACACAACACUAUUACGUAGAAGCGUUUACAUAUUAUAAUAGAGUAUACAUACUACUGUACACAGCCACACUAAACUAUAUUGAGAACCCUGCCUCUCCCUUUUCCUUCCCAUCCCUCCACCCCAAUCCCCACCCUCCCCCACCCACACACACACACUCAACCCAGAGCGAGGUGAAUGGAGGAGGUUGGGGGGAGAUGGGUGGGGAAGAGGGGGCGGUUGAUGGGGUGAACCGGAACAGCAGCACUCGUACAGAGGGUGCUGUAACCCCGCAGCCAAAACGCAA